AACCAAAAGGAAAAGGCUGAAGAAACCCUUGUAAACAACUAUCAGCUUUUUGCAGAAAAUAUUUCAGAAGAAAGACAAACUUUAGAAUUUGAACAAACUAAAGAAGUCUGCCAUAAAAUUAAUACACCAGAUGCUAAACCAAUUAACCAACAACAUCACUAG
Racocetra fulgida is the source of this 162-nucleotide messenger RNA. Lineage: Eukaryota; Fungi; Glomeromycota; Glomeromycetes; Diversisporales; Gigasporaceae. The record is from the annotation of a GenBank genome assembly.